CUGCGGUCCGGCAGGUCAGACAGGAGGCGCUCUGCUCCAGAGGAGUUCUGGUUCUGAAGAACCGAUAAAAAGUCCAGAAAUCCUGCGGCUCCUUCAUGUUUCCUGGUUCAGGAGGAAACUCAGCCCAAACUCUCCAAGCCGUCCCCGGUCAUCCCAGCGCGAGAAAAACGGGAUUUAUGUCCCAACCUCGCGAUACUCUCCUCCCACCUCGCUCUCUCUCCCUCCCCGCACCGGGGGCGAUCAAGCGGCGGGGAUGACGGGAGAGUGUCCGGACAGCCCCAGCAGCCCGCGGACGCCCCGACACGCACCAAGCCCUGCGCUCCGUCUGCACUCAGCGCGGCUCCGGUUCUCCUGCUGCGGAGGGAAAUCUGACCCGGGAACCUCCGGAACCAGCUCGGGACUUCCUACCUGUUCAGCCAUCAGCUGCCCGACCCCCCGCUGAGGACCCGCGGACACCCGGCCGCCUGUUUGUGGAGUUACCGGAGUUUUUGAGCGGGGCGAUGCGGGAGCGGGCGGAGUGAAGCCGCCCGCCCGGUGCGCACUGCCUGUUCCCCGGGUGGAGAGGCGCGCAGCUCCCCGCCGCUCCUCUUCAUCACCGCUUCUUCAUCGGUUUGGAUUUUAACCCCGCGGGUCGGCCGGAGCAGUCCGCCCAUGGAUCCGCCGCUCCGCGCCUCCUGUGCGGGUCAGUGAGCGGGACGCAGCGGGAUGUUGUGAUUUAAACCCGCAGCUUUUACCGCAGGACUUUCACAUCUGGUAUACCGGGCCAGGUAGCAGCAGGAUCAGGAUGAGAAGAUGGCUGGCUAUGUGUUUCCAAUGGGACCAGAGAGCUUUAAGCGCUUCACGCCGGACUCCCUGGCGGCCAUCGAACAGCGCAUGGCCCAGGAGGAGGCCCGACGCAAAAAGCAGUACCAGGAGGACCUGGGCGAUGUGGAGCUGCCCCGGCCCCGGCCCGACCUGGAGGCGGGGAAGCAGCUGCCCCGGAUCUUUGCCGACAUCCCGUCUCACCUGGUGGGCGUCCCCCUGGAGGACAUCGACCCCUACUACUUCAGAGACAAGAGGACUUUCAUAGUGCUGAACAAAGGGAAGGCCAUCUUCCGCUUCAGCGCCACGUCGGCGCUCUACAUGUUCAGCCCGUUCCACCCCAUCCGCCGGCUCGCCAUCCGGAUCCUGGUCCAUUCUUUGUUCAGUUUGUUCAUCAUGUGCACCAUCCUGACCAACUGCUGCUUCAUGGCCAUGUCGGAGCCGGCCAACUGGGCCAAGUACCUGGAGUACACCUUCACAGGUAUUUACACCUUCGAGUCGCUCAUCAAGAUCCUGGCCAGAGGCUUCUGCAUGGGCCCCUUCACCUUCCUGAGGGACCCCUGGAACUGGCUGGACUUCAGCGUCAUCGUGAUGGCAUAUGUCACUGAGUUUGUGGACCUGGGUAAUGUGUCAGCCUUAAGGACGUUCAGGGUGCUGCGCGCGCUCAAAACCAUCUCAGUCAUCCCAGGCCUGAAGACGAUCGUCGGCGCUCUGAUCCAGUCGGUGAAGAAACUCGCUGACGUCAUGAUCCUCACCGUUUUCUGCCUGAGCGUCUUCGCCCUCAUCGGCCUGCAGCUGUUCAUGGGAAACCUGCGACAGAAAUGCGUCCGCAGCACGGAGCACUGCAUCAACGGCAGCCUGCCGGCCAACACCUCCUUCUUCUGCAAUAACAAGACCUGGGCCUCCAUCAAGGACUUCAUCGAAGACGAAGAUAAUUUCUACAAAGUGGAAGGAGCCAAGGAUGCCUUAAUCUGUGGAAACAGCAGCGACGCAGGGAAGUGCCCCGAUGGGUUCGACUGCCUGAAGACGGGCAGAAACCCAAACUACGGCUACACCAGCUUCGACACGUUCGGCUGGGCCUUCCUGUCGCUGUUCCGGCUGAUGACCCAGGAUUACUGGGAGAACCUCUACCACCACACGCUGCGGUCGGCCGGGAAGACCUACAUGGUGUUCUUCGUGGUGGUCAUCUUCCUGGGCUCCUUCUACCUGAUCAACCUGAUCCUGGCCGUGGUCGCCAUGGCGUACGAGGAGCAGAACCAGGCCACCAUCGCCGAGGCGUGUCAGAAGGAGCGCGAGUUCCAGCAGGCCAUGGAGAGACUGAAGAAAGAGCAGCAGAUGGCGGCACAGAAACCGCCGGACUCCGACUCCCUGACCUCACCAGACCUCUCACCUCUUGGCCCGCCAUUGGACAGCUCCGAGGAGCGGAGGCGGAGCCAGGCGCUGAUGGGUGUGGCCGACGUGGAGGGGAACCUGUCGGAGGAGAAGCUGCUGCAGGUGGACUUGAUGGACGGGGGAAAGGCCCUCCAUCCUCUCCUCGCUCGCUCCUUCUCCACGCGGACGCGACGAAGCAGUCAGGUGUCGUCCAUCUUUAACUUCCGGCUGAGGAGCCGAGGGUCGGAAGGCGAGAUGGCGGACGAUGAGUUCAGCGUUCCCGGCGACGUGGUGGACGGCGUCGGCGGCAGGACGUACAGCGGCGGGACGUUCAGCGGCAUCCUGACCAAUCCCUGGCCUAAACGCAGACUCAGCACCUACAGCACGGCCAGCAGGAACUCCCAGGUGUUUUAUCCCACCCUGAACGUCAACGGGAAGCUGUUCGUCUCCAUGGACCAGAACGGGGUCUCCCCGCCGCCGCUGCAGGGGCAGCUGCCUACCUGCACCAUGGAGAAGGUCAAGGAGGAGAGCGUCCCGACGUCCACCACGGAGCUCAGCACCAUGCUGCUGCCUCGACCUUCGUCCACGCAGGGGUCAGAGCGGAGGGGGAGGGCUAUGAGUGCCGCCAGCUACCUGACCGACGUCAUGGAGGAACUGGAGGAGUCCCAUAAGAAGUGCCACCCCUGCUGGUACGUGUUCGCCCACCGAUACCUGGUGUGGGAGUGCUCCCCCUCCUGGCUGCGGCUGAAACAGCUGGUGAAGAUCAUGGUGAUGGAUCCCUUCCUGGACCUGGCCAUCACCGUCUGCAUCGUCCUCAACACGCUCUUCAUGGCCAUGGAGCAUUACCCAAUGACGGACGAGUUCAACGGCAUGCUGAGCAUCGGAAACCUGGUUUUCUCUGGGAUCUUCACAGCGGAGAUGGUUCUGAAGAUCAUCGCCUUGGACCCGUACUACUACUUCCAGACGGGCUGGAACAUCUUCGACAGCAUCAUCGUGUGCCUCAGCCUCAUGGAGCUCGGAUUGUCUGAUGUGGAGGGGCUCAGCGUCCUGCGCUCCUUCCGGCUGCUGCGUGUUUUUAAGCUGGCCCGCUCCUGGCCGACCCUCAACACGCUCAUCAAGAUCAUCGGGAACUCCAUGGGCGCCCUGGGCAACCUGACGCUGGUCCUCGCCAUCAUCGUCUUCAUCUUCGCCGUGGUGGGGAUGCAGCUGUUUGGGAAGAACUACCAGGAGUGUGUGUGUAAGAUCUCCAAGGACUGCGUCCUCCCCCGCUGGCACAUGAAGGACUUCUUCCACUCCUUCCUCAUCGUGUUCCGGGUUCUGUGCGGCGAGUGGAUCGAGACCAUGUGGGACUGCAUGGAGGUGGCGGGGCAGCCGCUCUGCAUCCUCGUCUUCAUGCUGGUCAUGGUUAUCGGAAACCUGGUGCUGCUGAACCUCUUCCUGGCUCUGCUCCUCAGCAGCUUCAGCUCCGACAACCUCUCCGCCCCAGAUGAAGACGGGGAGAUGAACAACCUCCAGAUCGCCAUCCACCGGAUCACUCUGGGCCUGGCCUGGUGCCGCCGACAGGUGGUGGACUUCUUCAACGGGAACCUGAAGCGGCGGCGGCAGAAACGAAAAGAGGCCAAAGCCAUGAUGAAGCUGAAACGGCUGAGCACCGUUCACACUGAGGCCAACGGCGCCGUCAUCGGCCGCCAUGUGGAGAAGUACGUGGUUCCGGAGGACGACAGCUACAUGACCAACCCCAACCUGACCAUCAGCGUUCCCAUCGCCCCCGGAGAAUCCGACGUGGAGUUUCCGGAGGAAGAGGAGGAGGAGGAAGAGGAGGAAGGUCAGGAGGAGCAGAGCGAGGGGUCCGAGGGAGACGAGGAGAGAGAGGAGGAGCAGAAAGAAGAAAUCAGCCUAUCAGAGGGCAGCACAGUGGACCUGAGGAAGCCUGGCGAGGAAGAGGACGAGUACUCAGAGCUGGCCGAAGAGGCCAUGGACCCGGACAACUGCUUCCCUGACGUGUGCGUGUCCCGGUUCCAGUGCUGCGACAUCGACACCACGGCGGGUCUGGGCCAGAUGUGGUGGAGAACGAGGAAGACCUGCUACCAGAUCGUAGAGCACAGCUGGUUCGAGUCCUUCAUCAUCUUCAUGAUCCUUCUCAGCUCGGGAGCUCUGGCCUUCGAGGACAUCUACAUCGAGCAGAGAAGGGUCGUCAAGGUGGUGCUCGAAUAUGCUGACAAGAUCUUCACCUACAUCUUCAUCUUAGAGAUGAUGCUCAAAUGGCUCGCCUACGGCUUCAAGAAGUACUUCACCAACUACUGGUGCUGGCUGGACUUCCUCAUCGUCGAUGUUUCGUUGGUCAGUCUGGUGGCCAACACCUUGGGUUACUCCGACCUGGCAGCCAUCAAGUCCCUGCGGACGCUGCGGGCCCUGCGGCCCCUCAGGGCCCUGUCCAGAUUUGAAGGCAUGAGGGUGGUGGUGAACGCCCUGAUCGGCGCCAUCCCCUCCAUCAUGAACGUGCUGCUGGUCUGCCUGAUCUUCUGGCUCAUCUUCAGCAUCAUGGGCGUCAACCUUUUCGCCGGGAAGUUCGGCCGCUGCGUCAACCGGACCGGCUUCGUGUACGACGCCUCGCUCAUCAACAACCGGUCCGAAUGCGACGCCGCCAACGACACCUCGCAGCACUACUGGACCAAGGUCAAGGUCAACUUCGACAACGUCGGCGCCGGAUACCUGGCUCUGCUGCAAGUGGCGACCUUUAAGGGCUGGAUGGACAUCAUGUACGCCGCCGUGGACUCCAGAGCCGUGGAGGAGCAGCCAAUCAAAGAGAUCAAUCUCUACAUGUACCUGUACUUCGUCAUCUUCAUCAUCUUCGGCUCCUUCUUCACCCUCAACCUCUUCAUCGGAGUCAUCAUCGACAACUUCAACCAGCAGAAACGAAAGUUAGGAGGGCAGGAUAUCUUCAUGACGGAGGAGCAGAAGAAAUAUUACAACGCCAUGAAGAAACUGGGAUCCAAGAAGCCGCAGAAGCCCAUCCCCCGACCCCUGAACGACCUGCAGGGCUUCUUCUUCGACCUGGUGGGGAAGCAGGCCUUCGACAUCAUCAUCAUGGUUCUGAUCCUCCUCAACAUGAUCACCAUGAUGGUGGAGACGGACGAGCAGUCGCCGCAGAUGGAGAAGAUCCUCUACUACAUCAACCUGGCCUUCAUCGUCGUCUUCACCAUCGAGUGCAGCAUCAAGAUCAUGGCGCUGCGCUGCUACUUCUUCACCGUCGGCUGGAACAUCUUCGACUUCGUGGUCGUCAUCCUCUCCAUCGUCGGAAUCGUUCUGGCUGAUAUCAUCGAGAAGUACUUUGUGUCGCCGACUCUGUUCAGAGUAAUCCGACUGGCCCGGAUCGGGCGAGUCCUGCGCCUCAUCAGAGGAGCCAAGGGCAUUCGGACGUUACUGUUCGCCCUCAUGAUGUCACUUCCUGCCCUCUUCAACAUCGGGCUGCUCCUCUUCCUCGUCAUGUUCAUCUACGCCAUCUUCGGCAUGGCUAACUUCGCCUACGUGAAGCGGCAGGGGGGCAUCGACGACAUGUUUAACUUUGAGACGUUUGGGAACAGCAUGCUGUGUUUGUUCCAGAUCACCACGUCUGCAGGGUGGGACAACCUGCUCAACCCCAUCCUCAACAACUCCCCCGAGGAGUGCGACCCCCACCUGCCCCACACCGGCACCACCGUCAAGGGGAACUGCGGGAACCCGUCGGUGGGCAUCACCUUCUUCGUCACCUACAUCAUCAUCUCCUUCCUCAUCGUGGUCAACAUGUACAUCGCCAUCAUCCUGGAGAACUUCAGCGUGGCCACGGAGGAAAGCACCGAGCCGCUGAGCGAGGACGACUUCGAGAUGUUCUACGAGGUUUGGGAGAAGUUCGACCCAGAAGCCACGCAGUUCAUGGAGUACUCCAAACUGUCGGACUUUGCAGAUUCUCUUCUGGAGCCUCUCCGCAUCAGCAAGCCCAACAAGAUCAAGCUGAUCUCCAUGGACCUGCCCAUGGUCAGCGGAGACAAGAUCCACUGCCUGGACAUCCUGUUCGCCUUCACCAAGCGCGUCCUGGGCGAGUCGGGCGAGAUGGACGCCCUCAAGCAGCAGAUGGAGGAGAAGUUCAUGAUCUCCAACCCUUCCAAGAUUUCCUACGAGCCGAUCACCACGACUCUGCGGCGCAAGCAGGAAGAAGUGUCGGCCACCAUCAUCCAGAGGUGCUAUCGCCGCCACCUGGUGAGGCGCCAGAUGAAGGCUGCCUCCUACAUGUACCGCCAGUUCACCACGCCCCGACACGACCACAGCGAGGGCGAGGAGGGAGGCGAGGUGAUGUUUGGGGAGGACGCGCCUGAGAAGGAAGGGCUGAUAGCCACCAUGAUGAAGGAGAACUACGGGUCCAGUCUGUUGGGGGUGGAGCGCUCCUCCACCAUCUCCUCCACCUCAUCGCCGCCGUCCUACAACAGCGUGACGCGAGCCACGCCCGAAAACCUUCAUCCGCUCGCUGCCAAGACAGAAACGGCCGAUGAAGGCAGCGCAGUGAGAGAACAGUCUCAGUCUGAAGCCGACAGAACGACGGAAACAGAACCUUAGCAGGAACCCAAAGAGAACAAGUUCUGAUUUUUACUGAAUGUACCGAAGCUGAGGACCGUCGGAUCAGCUGAGAACAAGAGCUGGAUGAUGAAGAGAGGAAGAUUUACUACCUUUAAUCUAGUUCCCCAGUGGAGACUCAAAGAAAAACCAUUUUCUUAAAAGCGAAUUCUGAAGAACCGCCAACAGACGGAGGCCUGAUCUGUCAACCUGGAGCAAAACACCAGAAUAAGGAGCCUGGUUCUGUUGGUUCUGUUGGUUCUGUUGUGUCGGACUCUGACCUGGUCAGAGCGGUUAUAUCACCCGUCAUUUAUCGGAGUCGGGAGGCUCCGCCUCCUUACCGGUUACCGGCCGUAGGAUCGGCGGAUCCUGUCGCGUUUCUCCACAGCUGAACGGUUUUCUGAGAGAAGACGGCGAUUUCAAAAAGACCUUUUCGUAGUAAAAGUAUAACGUUGUUGAUGUUCCAAGUCUUUUAAUAUCGGUACAAUUAUUACUAUUUUUUAUAUUUUUAGAGUAAGUUAAAAAUAAGCCUUGGGAGUUGCGCUCGCUGUAAUGAACCGUCUGGAAAUCGAGAGAUGAAAACCUCAAAACCCGAAAAAAACAAAAAAUGAUCUUUUUAUUUUCUUUUUGGGCGUUUUUUGCACUUUUGAGUUUACAUUUAGCUGUCACUUUACUGCGCCUUCGGUAAAAGGAUGGGUGGCAUUUCUUCUGCUCUGACACCAAAAACUAAACGAAUGCACAAAGAAAUCCCAAACUCCCGAUUCGCCUCGGUGAUAAUCGUCCUCAUGAGCCCCGACCCGCCGAGCCCUGGGGGAUCUGCCACAAAGUUCAUGGAAGAUCUUACGGAUCUGCAAGAGGAGACGACUGGCAGCGGCUCGAUUGUUGCCGAGGUAACAGAUGAUCAAAGCCUCUGACGGGUUAAAUCUGAUGAAAUGAUCUGAACUUUCAGACUGCAGCAGGUUUUAGGAUCCAGCUUUCUGGCAGAUCUCCCGUCGUCAUUAACUUUCUGUCCGGUCUGAGUUCGGCGUGGCGAUGUUUCGUGGUUCUGCUCCGACCCGGAUCAGAGCUCAGGAUUUUACUGCAUUCAGUUUGAGACGAAGCUGGAUGUUGAUCUCAUCGUUCGCGCCGUCAGCAGCGUCCAGGAGAAACCUCGGCUCACCGGAGUCAGAGAAACUCUGGGCUUGUUUCUUUAUUAGCUUGGUCAUAAAUUUAAGUCCUUCACUGUAAAGUUUUAUAUAAGAAGCUGCAGGUUUGAUAUGUAAAUUAUUCAGAAACAGAAACUCUGUCUCUGCACAAGCAUCUGCAGCUGGAGCCACUGAUUGUUGAAAGGCUCAAGUCGUCGUCAUGACGUUUUGUUCAGGAUGUUUUUGACCUUCAGUUGACCUUCCUUUAAGGAUAAUUCCUCAGUUUGUGGGUUGGGCUGUAAAAUCCUCUCUGCUGAUGCCAAGCAGCUUUGGCUGAAGGUUGAAUUCCUGUUGCAGAAACAUGUUAAGGUUCCAAGAUGCUCAAACAUCACUGAACUCUUCACUGCAAAAACACGAAAUCUCAGCAAACAUGUUGGUCCAAGUUGUAGUGAAAACCUCAAAGUGCUCUUGAAAUAAGAUAAAACUAAGAAAAGUAAAUUUUCAUCCAGAUAAAUCAGCUUGUUUCCAGUAAAUAAUUGACUGAAGUAAUAAAUGACUUAAAACAGGCUCCUAUAUUUAGCUGAAAUAUUAUUUUUAAAUUAGUUUUGCUUUAUUUCAAGAGUGCAAAGAUAUUUGAACAACAAACUGGACAAAAAAACUUUAAUAUUUUGUGUUUUUGGAGUUUUGUGGGAUCAGUUUGGGUUUGCUGGUCAUGAAGGAAGAAUCAACACAACGCUGAAGAACAGGACAGCGUCCCACAGCAGCGUGUGACCCCACCGGUGACCUCCAGCACCAAACCAGAGGUAAUUCCAGAUGGACUGCUCUGGUUUUGGCACAGAGGAUUUGGUUGGUUUUCUGGGCCAGAACCCAAAACUCGACUCUGCUGCUCAACCCAAACAUCCGUUUCCUCCGAUAUGAAUCCAUCUAAAGAUUUUAUCUCCAGAAAGCAAACGAUCAAAAAACACAAAAUUCUGAACCUGAGAUAUCAGAACAAAAACCCAAAACAUUCGAUCAAACCUCCUCAGGGAAACAGAGCUGCUGUUUUGGUCCAGUUUGGUUCGUUUGGUUUGGUUUGGUCCAGUUUGGUCCAGUUUGGUUUGGUUUGGUCCAGUUUGGUCCAGUUUGGUCGGUUCCUCUUCUCAGAGACGCCUGAAUGAAGCCGGUCUGUGGAGCGGAUGCUUGUGCUGAGGCGGGUUGGUUGUUUCUCCUGGUUCUUCUCGGGUCCAGAACCUGAGCAGAACCAGAACCGGGCUGCAGGUUUUUCUUGGACACUGGAAUCGUUUCUGCUCAGAGGUUUGAAUGGUUUCAUUUCACCAGUUUGGAAACAAUCUGAUUGUUUUCUAGAGAUGAAAAUCUAAAUGUUUCUUUGCUUAUUUAAUUUAUUUUCUGGUUCCGGGUGGGAGGGGAGGAGAGUCGAUGCUGAGCGACGCGGCUCUUUAUCUAUUUGCACAAAGAAACUCAAACUGAGACGAACUGCUAGAGCAAUAACUGUUUGCUGAAACCUUGCAGGAGGUUUUAUAGGUCCGGUUUGACCCGGUUCACCUUCCGGCCGGACAGGAACCACUUCGACACUUUGAGCGCCGCCCUGAGGAACUCCUGCGGCGGUGCAGCACUGAUACGGUGUUACUGUGGACUCCAGCCAAUCCAACAUGGCCGACAGGAAGUGGAGAUGUUUCCUGAAGCUGUUUAGCGUCCGCUCCGUCCGUCUCACCUGAGGAUCUUUACUAAACGGCGCUUUAAUAAACACAUUUUAAAUGGGACACAAAAUGAACAGAGAGGUUUUACUGGCACCGUCUGGACUCUAUUUCUACUCGAUCCGUGGAGGACAGAUGACCAUGUAAAUGAGGUAAAACACUGCUGGACUCUGAGGCGUUUUCAGGUUGCAGUUGUGCUGAAGGGCUGUUUUCAGUAGCAAUAGACCCAGAGUGUGCCUGGAUACAUGAAGCCAACACACCAAGCCAUGCCGCCCCAUCCACUGACUGACUGAUCCACUGAGUGGCUGCAACAUUUGGCCUGUUGGGUAACGAGUUAACGCUCACGGUUUUUAACCAUUAACUUCUCACAGCCCCCCGCCACCCCCCCUCCAAACAGCUGAAAUCAGGCAGCUGAUUGGUUCAUUAGCUGCUGAUAGUUUUACCUUCAGAAAGGUUCAGAUUCACUGAAAUCAACAUUUUAUCACUAUGAGAAGUCCUCAGAAACCCGGAGACACCAGGAUCAGGUGUGUAAAUGAUUUGCUGCUCGGUGGUGAAGCGGUUCAUGGAGCAGGAGUUCAGAUCGUCAUGGAGGGCAGAUGAGCAUCAGUCCAGAAACCUGAUUAUCAGGUUAGUUAGUUUCUAUAAUCUGUGUGCAGAGCCGUCUGUCCUGUGAUGGACAGGAGACGUGUCCAGGUCUGGACAGCACUCUGCAGCGUCAGAUGGAUGUGAAAUAAUAACAUUUAUAAAAAUAAUCCUCAUUAUCAGUCAGCGCAGUCAGUCAGUUUGUCUGUUUUACCUGAGGAGCAUUUAUCAUCCGGAACAAGCAUGUGGCGACAGUGGAGAGGAUCUCCACUGCCAGGUCCAGAUCCAGGUGAGUAUGAGUCCGUCUGCCAGGUUUUAGGCCCACAUGCUUCAUCUGGAGGUUUGAAAUUGGUUCUCAUUGAGCACCGAUGAGAACCAGAAGGUUUGUUUCCAUGUUUCAUGCAGAAAUGUUGAUAUUUCUCUUCAGAUAUUCAGUUUAAUACAUUUUUAUCAGACCUGGUGAGGAAUUAUGUAGUUUUUUAUGAUUCUUCACCAAAUUCCUGCUGUAAUAACAGGACUGAACGGUCAGUAACUCUGGAUGUGUUUCUGACCUGUCAGAUGAAAACAAACAAUCUGGAAACUGUUUGGCUUCAAACGACGUUUGGGAACCGAGUGAGAAACAGAAAAAAUCACAGAAGUUUUGAGCCAGAAAUAAUUUAUUUAAGAAAACAAACAAAUCAAAGCUAAUUUAAAAUCUGCCAAUGGGAUCAAACAGAAAUAUCAUGAAAGAAAAACUGAGAACAGAGUCUGCACUACAAAAACACAAGUUACCAAAUAUUUAGUAGACUUGAAAUAAUAAAAAACUGACUUACACAUAACUUUAACAUUAAUAAAAUAAAAUAAAAAAGUUCACCAGUUCAACCAGAGAAACAUUUUCUGCCAGUUUAACUAGAACUAAAACCAUCAGCAUGAAGGAAUUAUUGACUUAAACUGGUAAUUAUGGCUGAACAGUUAAUUAUGAAUCAGUUUGAUCUUAUUUCAUGUGUGUUCAGAUUCUGCACUAGAAACUAGAUCAGACAAACUGUAAGAUUUUGUUUUUGCAGUGUAAGCUAGAGAUACUUUCUAUUUCUAGAGAAAGUUCAGAGUUCAGCUGAACGGUGAAGUGAGGGGAACUUUCUCCAUGGAAACCAAACCAAACGUUAAAACGUCAUAAAACCCGGAGCUGUUCUGCCUCAGUUCAGCUUCUAGCUGUUUCAUGUCUAUGUGAACAGGUCAGUCUAGAGCUGAACUCUGUCCAGUUUCAGAUUUUUCCAGAAGAUUCCUCUCUGUCGUUGUGCCUUAUCUGACUCACCGGGCAGCAAAAUGCACAACCUGAAGCUGGUUUCAGUGAAUCUGGACCUCGGAUUCAGGGUUCAGGUUCAGUCCGAGCACAAACCCGACCAGCCAGCUGUGUGCUGUAGGUGGCGCUGUUGAGCCCAUGUUUGGGUCAGAGGGGCUCUGGGAAUCUGCUCCUUCCUUCCCUGUUUGAAACCAAAAGCUGCUUCUUCACCACUGAUAUCCAAACACGGAGAAAAUGCACAGAAACGUGAUUCUUCUUCAUUCUUACUGUCGUUCUAUUUAUUGUGUAAUAGAUGCAAUACAAGCGUUGUGUCACCGUGGGGAGUGAUGCUGUGUGUUCUUCACGGACGAGGACAAUAAUCCAAUAAUAACGAUGAUGUUUUGAAGUUUUUGUGGAUUUUUCCAGGCAUCUUCUCACUGCUUCAACCACGUCGCUCCGUUUACACCGCAGCUGGUUUCAGGCGGCUGUCGACCCGUUUUUACUCCGUUUCCACAUCCAGAAUCCUGAUAUCUGUAGAGCUGCCUGGACAGCAGGUCUGACGCCUGAAGCUCGUUCAUUCAGGACCAAACUUACAGGAAAUAUUCCCGGCAUCGUAGAUUAUUUAGAGCUAAAAGGAGCUGCUAAACCCGGCAGAAAUAUCUCAAAUAAAUCAGAAUACAGGAAACAAGAAGUUUCCUGAAGAUAAAGUACAGAAAAAUCUCCAACUGGGAGGAAAAACUUUAUAAGUUGAGGAAAAAAAUUAAAACUUAUUUUUUGGUCCUGAGUUAAAAACGAGUCUGAAGUUUUUCUUCUGCAGACAGCCGGUGAACCCUGGGUGUAAAGAGGCGACAGCCGUGCCUCAGUGACCUCUGACCCCACCCUGCUGUUUUAGACACAGUUACACUAUUAUAACAUGAAGAUCUAUAUAUAAUUAUAUACAUAUACUUUUUAGUACUUUGAGUUGAAAUACUUUUUAGUAUUUUGCAAAUAAAUGUCUCUGUAUAUAAAAGAAAAAGCCUCCUGUAAUAAAUGAACAGAAGUUUAAUACUGAA
Messenger RNA from Xiphophorus hellerii (green swordtail), 12469 nucleotides. RefSeq names its product sodium channel protein type 4 subunit alpha-like. Gene Ontology annotation, molecular function: voltage-gated sodium channel activity; protein binding. Bases 793 to 6762 code for a protein of 1989 amino acids. The record is from RefSeq and is a predicted model, not a curated record. NCBI's taxonomy places the organism in Eukaryota, Metazoa, Chordata, Actinopteri, Cyprinodontiformes, Poeciliidae. The transcript is spliced from 33 exons. Gene Ontology annotation, biological process: sodium ion transmembrane transport; membrane depolarization during action potential; neuronal action potential. Gene Ontology annotation, cellular component: plasma membrane; voltage-gated sodium channel complex.